AUGGGACAAGACACCUCGGAAGGAAGAAGUUUACCUUUCGGAGUAGAAUAUGCCCGUUCGUCGAGGUCGACUUGUAAGGGUUGCAAGCACCCUAUACAGCAAGAUACGCUGAGGAUGUCCGUUCGUGAGCCAAGCAGAUUUUUCGAUGGUUUGCAAGACAACUGGUUUCACUUUGCUUGCUUUUGGAAGAGGGUCGCGUCAGGAAAAGAAAAGAUUCGCGAAAAAAUAGCUGAGAUGGCGAAUAUCGAAGCCAACAUCAAUUCGUUCUCUGCAAUAACGGUAGAGUAUGCAAAAUCGAGUAGGGGCAAAUGCACGAAGUGCAAAGUCAAAAUAGAAAAGAAAGAAAUAAGGUUUUCCAAUUCAAACACUUGGUAUCAUCAAGCUUGCUUCUUUGGUGAACAGAAGUAUGAGGGAAAAGUGACUGACAUCAAUGGUUUCUCAAAUCUUAGCUCUGAAGAUCAGGUCACUUUAGAGAAAGCUCUAGAUGAAUUUCGAAAAAUAGAAGAGACCGUCGUGGAAACCCAAAACGACAAGAAGGAAAAAUCAAGGUAAUU
This is a messenger RNA of Cylicostephanus goldi, 554 nucleotides long. The record is from the annotation of a GenBank genome assembly. NCBI's taxonomy places the organism in Eukaryota, Metazoa, Nematoda, Chromadorea, Rhabditida, Strongylidae.